This is a messenger RNA of Fomitiporia mediterranea MF3/22, 1820 nucleotides long. Its product is annotated as NMD3-domain-containing protein. Lineage: Eukaryota; Fungi; Basidiomycota; Agaricomycetes; Hymenochaetales; Hymenochaetaceae. Gene Ontology annotation, biological process: ribosomal large subunit export from nucleus. The record is from RefSeq and is a predicted model, not a curated record. The transcript is spliced from 6 exons. The coding region runs from base 1 to 1698 and encodes 565 amino acids. Gene Ontology annotation, molecular function: ribosomal large subunit binding. Gene Ontology annotation, cellular component: cytoplasm; nucleus.
AUGGAGUUCGUCGCUGCACCUCCCGUGCACCGCGUGUUAUGCGCAGACUGCGGUACACUCAUCGAACCUAACUCUGCGAAUCUAUGUAUUGCAUGCCUGCGGAACUCCGUCGAUAUUACGGAAGGAAUACCAAAACAGGGAUCGCUGUCGUUUUGCAGGAACUGUGAGCGCUUCCUCUCACCGCCAUCGGCAUGGACGAUAGCGGAACCCGAGUCCCGAGAGUUGCUAGCAAUUUGUCUAAAGAAACUGAAGGGUUUAAAUAAAGUCCGACUUAUCGAUUCGGGGUUCAUUUGGACGGAACCUCAUUCAAAGCGAAUAAAAGUGAAGCUUACAAUUCAGAAAGAGGUGUUCACUUCAACCAUCUUGCAACAAGUCUUCCAAGUGGAAUUCAUCGUACAAUACACUCAAUGCUCUGAAUGCGCGAGACUUGCCGCAAAAAAUACCUGGAAAGCUCUCGUUCAAGUCCGACAGAAGGUUUCUCACAAGCGGACUUUCCUAUUCCUUGAACAACUUAUUUUGAAACAUGGUGCUCAGAAAGAGACGAUUUCUGUGAAGGAAGUACGCGACGGGCUGGAUUUCUUCUAUAGUCAACGAAGUCAUGCGCUCAGAAUGACCGAGUUUCUGAAUGGUGUUGUUCCGGUGAGAACCAAAUCUUCUGAACGACUUCUCUCGACCGAUACCCAUUCAAAUACCUCAAGUUACAAAUUCACAUACUCAGUCGAGAUCGCACCCAUCUGUAAAGACGAUCUCGUCUGUCUCCCACUAAAACAAGCACGGUCAUUAUCCAAUAUCUCGCCGUUGGCACUAUGCACUCGAGUAGGGAACUCCAUUCACCUCCUUGAUCCGGCAACUUUACAGUCCGUCGACGUAAGUGCGCAAGUAUACUGGCGUGCACCAUUCGAAGCUCUCGCGGGUGUAAGCGACCUCGUCGAGUUCACCGUCCUUGACGUCGAACCUUCAGGACCUGUGAAAGGCAAAUGGGUACUUGCGGAUGCUCAAGUUGCGGUGAACGGAGCGUUCCGCUCGUCUUCUACGCAUACCAAUGAGGGAGGAGAUGCAGAUAUGGAUUACGACGACGACGGGACUUUAGACCAAAUUUUCCAUACGCGGACGCAUCUUGGUGGGAUACUCCAGCCGGGUGAUACUGUACUCGGGUAUCAUCUCAGUCGAGCAAACUUUAACUCGGACGCGUUCACCGCGCUCCCGUCUUCUCGUGUUCCAGAUGUCGUACUCGUUCGGAAGACAUACCCGAACAGGAGGAAGAAGAACAAGCCUAGGGCGUGGCGUCUGAAGAGUAUGGCGAAAGAAGAGGGUGAGGAAGCUACCGAUGCCAGCAACGCUCGUGGUGGUGUUAUUGGAAGGAUGGGCGGUAGAGAUCAGAAGAAGGUCGAGGAGGAUUACGAAUUGUUCUUGAGGGAUAUUGAAGAAGACGAGGAGACCCGUGCGGCCGUAAACCUGUAUAAAAGGCCCGGGGCAGGAUCGGGUGUUGCCGGCGGAAAGACAAGGAGAAAGCAGGUCACGAUGGACGUGGACAUGGAGGAACAGCAGGAGCCUACACCGGAACAGCCAAGUACUAGUAUGGAGGCUGAGACGGAUGGUGAAGAAGAGCCGGACUUCCCUGAAGUCAAGCUGGACGAGUUGUUGGAUGAUUUUGACGAGAUGACAUUAGGAGAUCAGCAGGAGUCUUCGAACCAAUGACCUUUGAUUCUAUUUCGGGAUCAUUGGGGGACAGUGCAGUAUUGGUCUAUAGACGAAUUAUAUUGCAUAAAUAUGGCACCUGAGCGCGAAACUUUUAUAUUAUCGGGUUUAUAAAAACAAGC